AUGUUGUCCCUCUGUUUACUGCUUCUCCUACAUCUAUCGGGGUUCGGUACAGCUCAUCCUGGCAGUCAUGACGAAACUGCCUACUUUCGAUCGCUUGUCUCAAGCCGUUCGGUACAUGAGGCAAGACAGAAGUUGGCCAGAUGUUCCGACCAUAUCAAGCGCAAAGGGCUUGACGCUCGCGCUGCUACUCGUCGGGCAGCAAUUUUGGAUUCAUAUCGCGGGAUUUCUCAUUCUGGGGCUGGACCCAAGUCAAGCCGCUCUUCUACCUCGCAAGCAGUACUCUCAUCGUCCGAGAACCCACCUUGUCUCCUUACGCCUGAGGCAACGAUUGGUCCUUUCUGGGUUGAUGGCGAGUUGAUCCGAUCCAACGUCACCGAUGGAGAGCCCGGUAUUCCGUUGAUAUUGGACGGAGAAUUCAUCGAUAUACACACAUGCGAGCCAGUUGAGGAUGUGUUUUGGGAGAUAUGGAACUGCAACGCCACUGGAACCUACUCGGGCGUUCAAGACUUCGGCCACCACCACGGUGACGAUGAUUCUAAUCUCGACAAGACGUAUCUAAGAGGUGUACAGCGAACUGACAAGGAUGGAGCUGCUCAAUUUACUACCGUGUUCCCUGGUCAUUAUCCUGGUCGAGCCACCCAUAUUCAUGUGCUAGCACAUGUCGGGGCCACUAUUUUGCCUAACAAUACCGUGACUGGAGGCCAUGUCGCCCAUAUCGGCCAGCUUUUCUUUGAUCAGGACUUGAUCGCAGCUGUAGAGUCUACUCCUCACUACAAGGCCAACAAUGUUCGAAUCACGCCAAAUAUAAACGAUGGUAUCUUUAAUGACGUGAAUAGUGCUAGUGGCUAUGACCCUAUCCUGAGUUAUACUCGUCUUGGUCAUUCGCUCGAUGAUGGUAUCCUGGCAUGGACGACCAUGGGGAUUGACUUAUCUGCCAGUUACGAAGCGGAAUCAGCUGCAAGUCUCACAGACCAUGGUGGCGUGGCUCAUUUCCAUGGCUGGUCUGCUCAUGUACCUGGUGCAAGAGAGAUCAUUGUGUUGGUGGUAGGUCUGGGGCUUGUCUUCUGGUUGGCUCGCUCGUUCCGUCAAUUCUGCGCGAGAUCGGCCUAG
This is a messenger RNA of Penicillium cataractarum, 1110 nucleotides long. RefSeq names its product intradiol ring-cleavage dioxygenase. Gene Ontology annotation, molecular function: ferric iron binding; oxidoreductase activity, acting on single donors with incorporation of molecular oxygen, incorporation of two atoms of oxygen. The record is from RefSeq and is a predicted model, not a curated record. The transcript has a single exon. The coding region runs from base 1 to 1110 and encodes 369 amino acids. NCBI's taxonomy places the organism in Eukaryota, Fungi, Ascomycota, Eurotiomycetes, Eurotiales, Aspergillaceae.